AGCGCACGCGCACUGUCUCCGACGGUCGCGCAACAGUCGCGCGGCGGAGGAUGCGCACAAUACAGCUCACAUACAACAGAACACGGCGGACUCCGAGUGUCUUCUGUUCCUUUAGUCUGCACUAGAAAGACUUCAUUCAUCCAGUCUUUCGUUUGAUGCCGCUCAGAUGUGUUUUUCUUCUCCUGUUAUUCCGGAUCAAACCUCCGGCGGAGACGCGCAUCACAGUAAUUGAACAGAACCUGUGAUGAGAAUCUUCUUCUUCAUCUGUGUCUAGAGCUGAUAAACCAGACAUCGGGACCACACCAGUUAUCCCUCUAACACCACCAUCUCUGAAUAUCUUUCUGGAUUAUUCCUCAGAAGUGGAUGUUGGGCAUCGUGGAGACCAUGAUUACUUCCAGAGCUGGAAUAUUACAGACUAAUCUCGUUCGGUCAAGCAAACUCGAUUGCAGUGACAGAUCGCUCGUGUGAGUCAAACAGACUCUUGUUCAGGACGCGCGUUGACCUCUAUAGCACGCCGUGACGUUUAGAUGCUUUAGUACCCGACACAAGAGAACGCUUUUGGCCCUGCGGACGGUGGAGCUCAAAUGAAUUGAGAAAUCUUUCAUCAAGACACGUUUGGAAUAUUAUUCUUUUGACAUUGGGACAGAAUUCAUCCUGAAGGAUCGUUGGAUGGCUCGGCCCGGCUCUGGUGUCCUGGUGUCGAUGGGAGGAGGGGGGGCGGGAUAUUCUCCCAGCAUGGCCAGGGUGGUGGUCUGGGAAUGGUUGAACGAACACUGCCGCUGGAGGCCGUACAGCGCCGCAGUUUGUCAUCACAUCGAGAACGUCCUGAAGGGCGACGCACGCGGGACCGUCAUACUGGGACAGUUGGACGAGCAGCUCGCGCCGUACGUCAUAGACCUGCAGUCCAUGCAUCAGUUCAGACAGGACACAGGCACAAUGCGUCCCGCCCAGCGCAAUUUCUACGACCCGUCCUCGGCUCCGGGGAAGGGCAUUGUGUGGGAAUGGGAAAACGAUUGUGGAUCUUGGACGGCUUAUGACAUGGAGUUGUGUGUCAGCGUUCAGAACGCGUAUGAGAAGCAGCACCCGUGGCUGGACCUCAGCUCUCUCGGCUUCAGUUACGUGGUGGACUUUGACGGGAUGUCCCAGACCAACCGCCAGAGUCAAAGAAAGCGCCGUAUCCGCCGACGGAUGGACCUCGCCUACCCGCUCAUCGCCGGAUCCAUCCCCAAAUCGCAAUCCUGGCCGGUGGGCACCAACUCGGGCACGCCGUGCACGUGCCAGCAGUGCCUCCUGGUCCACAGCACGCGGGCGGCGUCCAAUGCCAUCCUGGCCCUGCAGCAAAGGAGGAAGUUGUUCGGGACGGAGGGCGGGGCCAAACAGACUGGAGCUGUCGUGAGACAGAGCAACACCUUCGCCGGCACUUCCCUCUGGUCUGCCUCGACGACGGUUGCCGGGGGUCAUCAUAACAACAUAUCGAUAGGGGGAGGAGGGGGUGGGAAGGUGGAGAUGAGCGGGGUCAAUUUCCCAUGCACCCCGGCGCUGGUGACCCUCCCUACCAAACACUUGCUUACUAUUAAUGGACAGAAUAAUCUGAACCGCCCGGGGACGCAGCGAAUCACGGUGACGGCAAACCGUGGAACCAUCCCACCUGGGGUUCCUGCUCUUCCAGUGAAGAAUCUGACAGGAUCAGGACCGUUUCAUCCUGCAUUAGCAGGGAUGACUGGAAUCCUGAUGUGUGCCGCUGGGCUCCCUGUGUGUUUGACUCGAGCCCCUAAACCCAUCCUGCACCCGCCGCCCGUCAACAAGAAUGACCUGAAACCUGUGCCCGGAAUCAACAGCAUCAGACGCAAGACCAAGAAAAAACACACACGCAGAGGUAAAAACCCUCAAGAUGUCGUCCGGCGCUACACUGAAAAAAUCAAAACGCUCCCAGAUGAGGACUGCACCAUCUGUAUGGAGAGACUCAACACAGCGUCCGGAUACGACGGCGUUCUGACCUUUAAAGGCAUCAAAGCUGAGCUGGUGGGCAAACUGGGCAGAUGCGGUCACAUGUAUCAUCUCCUGUGUCUGGUGGCCAUGUACAACAACGGAAAUAAGGACGGGAGUCUACAGUGUCCCACCUGUAAGGCCAUUUACGGAGAGAAGACGGGCACACAGCCGCCUGGGAAGAUGGAAUAUCAUGUGAUUCCUCACUCUCUACCCGGUCACUCUGAGACUAAGACUAUCAGCAUCGUGUAUGACAUCCCUGCAGGGAUACAGACCAAUGAACAUCCAAAUCCUGGGAAGAAAUACAGCGCACGAGGAUUUCCACGACAUUGCUACCUGCCGGACAAUGAGCACGGCAGACGGGUGUUGAAGUUGCUCAUCACGGCGUGGGAUCGUCGCUUGAUCUUCACCAUCGGGACGUCCAGCACCACGGGAGAGACGGACACUGUGGUGUGGAACGAGAUUCACCACAAAACCGAGUUCGGCUCGAACCUCACGGGUCACGGAUACCCCGACCCCAACUACCUGGACAACGUGACGAGAGAACUGGCGGCGCAGGGCGUGGGCGAAGACAACCUGAAGGACUGAGAGCUGCUCUGUGUCAACGAAGGUCACGUGACUGCUACACGACUCACUCAGAGGAGGAGUUUCAUGACCUCUGACCUGAGAGGAGGAUCGUCCUCACUGCUCUGCCGUCAGAUGAUGUGGAUGAAUGACUCUUGUCUCUUUCCGACUCGCUAUCAGCUUUUUGUCUCUCGCUCUGUGAAAGUUACCCAGAAUGCCGCUGGGCUGAGUGCGCGGCGUGUGGUGGGCGUGGCUAAUGUUACAGUAUGUGCUUAUACAUAAUGCAAUUGAAUGAGGUUCGCACGAAAUUGUUGAAAUGCAACGUUUGUUUGAAAAGAUAGUUACACGAAGUUGACAGGAAGUAGUUUAUAAUGCAUUUAAAAGCUGAGUGCUUCUGUUUGUCUUAUAAACGUCUCAACAUCACCAAAUACCGGCUGGGUUAUCUGUCAGAUAUUUUGGUUUAUAACUAUCGAUAUGUGUUCUUUGCAUAGGGUGACAGAGAUCUUCAGUUUCAUUGGUGAUUUAAAAUGAAUAUCUGAUCGAUCGAGUGAUGUUUGUGACACAAGCUAGGCCAAAUUUGUUCUCGAUCGCUCUCUAAAACCAGCUUGUAGGGAAUUCUUGUGGAUGAGAUCAGUAAGCAGAUUCUUUCGGGGAUGUUUUUGCAACCGCUGCAUAAAAUCUCUGCACUUCAAAACAUUCACAUCUUUUGAACUUCACACCAAUCAGCGCACUGCGGACGGAUGAGACGCGAGCGCUCUUCUGUUUUCUCCAGCACAUCUGAAGUAUUUAUGACGACGAUGAAGUUGAUCUUCUUGAAAUAUGCAACCAUUCGUUUCUCUUGUUUGGUCUGUGUUGGUCUUUUCACGCUUCCUCGGCUGUGUUCAGAACUGAGAUCUCGCAUGCAUACCGAAUACUACACACUAUAUACUGUAUACUGUACUGCAACGAUCAAUCCCAGAGGAGAACGUUAUUGCUCGCAGGUUUUCUCGCUAUGCACACUGCAAAACAUGACAUUCUUACCAAGCAUUUUUGUCUUGUUUUUCGUAAAAAUUUCUUCUUAAAUCAAUAUACAAUUAGGCUACUUGACAAGAAAAGUGACCUAAGAGGCAGUUUAUACGACGCCGUUUUCGAAAACUUUUAAUGCGUUUUAGCCGUUCGUUUAGACGGAAACAGCGUUUUGGGGCGAGUGACAACGCAAAAUUUUGAAAACGGGUCUCAAAGUGCAACUUUUUGAAAACGCGCCAUUUUCAUUUCCAUGUAAACUGCAAGACGGAACUUUCUGAAAACGAUGAUGUCACGCGCAUGCGUAUAGUCAUCUACUGUAUAUAUAUAUAUAUAUAUAUCUGGAUUUGAGUAAAUUUGAUGAGAAAUGUUUGAGUUGAUAUUGAGAUCUUCAAUAAUAUUGACUUUUGAUUGCAGACGAGACCAAUCUGAGCUCAAAAUCUAAUGACAUUGUGAGAUUUGUGAGACUCUUUUUCUCAGUAGACAUGUCUGAGACACAGACGAGACAAGUUUGCAUGAAAUCUUCCAUUUCAUCUCAUUGGCGAAAUUGAAUUAAUUUGCAUUUUAAUUCAGUUUAUUUUUGUACAACCUUUUUUUUCAAUCGAAUGAGUCAAGAUGGUGUUUAUGAUCUCGGCUGAUGUAACUUUAUUCAUCACUUUGAAAAUAGAAUAACAGACUGCAUUGCAUUGUUUGAUGUCUGGUUGUAUGCUGCACGUGUCUUGUUGAAUACACAGAUAUAACCGAGGUGUAGUAUGCAGUAUAUAGUGCAGAAGGCGCAGUGUGCUGUUCUGAACGCAGGAUCAGAUAAAUCACAAAGUCUUUUCAGAGACGUGUCGCGCUGCACUUUUAACAGAGAAACACACGCUCAUUAUGCCGCCCGUGGAGACGAGAGCGGAUCGCAGGUUAUCCAUCACGACCCGGGAGGCGUGUGUUAUUGCCCUCCUUCAGUUCUCGCUUCCGUCCGUGUGCUGAUGUCGCUCGUCUCUUAGGGUGUGUGACGUCACAGGCUCGCGUCCCGCUGGGUUUGUGAAGGGCAGGUCAUCGUUGACUGACGGCUGAAAUGUAAUUCUUCUUCUCCGUCUGCGUUUCAACUGAAAGCCAAAGGCUCAGUUUCUCUGGGAUGUGUUUUGCUUCUCUGUCUGUAAAAAGAUCGUUUCACUUGACUCACGUCUGAAUGUUUUUCUUGAUCCCUACAAAGCUCAUAAAACACGCGAAGUUUAGAGCGACGGAUGUUUGUGAGUCACGUGAAAGGGUUUUGUCACGGAUGCUGUGGAAAGCAUCAGAUCUUCUGUCUUCCUCGGUCCCAACCGCCGCUGCUGUCUGAUGAUUUUCUCCUCGCGUGCUUUUCUGCCGCGUGCAUCUUCAGUUGUCAGUGUCUUGCAAUGCUUUAAAAGAAACGUAUAAAGACAAAUAUAAACGAAAUAACAUAUUUAAAAGUGUUCUAUAUAUUCAAAGUGUAUGUUUAAAUUAUUUUUAUACUUGCGUAUGGCACACGUGUUCAUUCACAUGUAUCUACGCGCACACACAAACACACACACAUCUGACAAAGUUUGUCAGUAACGUCAGGGACUGUUAAAAUGUGUUUGGAGCGUCUAACACAAGUAAGCAAUGAUGGCGGUCGCUACACUGAUGUCGUGUUCAUGUCGAGGGGGGGACGGGCGUGACUUAAACCCUCCCACACAAGCGGGUCGUGUCCCGUUCUAUAUCUGCAGGGAAUAUUUCAAUCAUAAAACAUUAAUAUGAACCAUCUGACGUUAAAAACAAGAAGAAUGCUCCUGUAAAUCUACAUUUCACUGUAACUUUGAGACACGGCCGCCUUGUGAAUCUCACAGAAUGUGUUUUUAUGACGCUCUGACCCUUCACACGGGCAGCUGACAUGAACAUGACGUUUGGUUUAGAUUUGAUAUGAAUGUUUUAUUAUAUUAUAUAUGAUUGUGUUUGUUUUUCAUCUUCAGUAGUCCUGCAGUGUGACAUUAAUGCUUCAAUAUUCUCUGUAGUUUUCUCGAGGAAUAUGAGCUCAUAGAAACGUGCAUGCUAAUAUUACACGUGUGGUGUGAAAUGUGUUUAGUUAGAGUCACACUGCAGGACGCGACUCUCGCGUGUCAACUACACACACUCCAGAAACAGUUCAGAAGGUUCUAAAGACGUGACGGGUUUGAGUUCAGUCUUACACAAAAAUAAAGGUGCGUAAAAGGUUCUUCACAGCGAUGCAAUAGACGCAUUUUUCAGCCAAAGGCUCUUUAAAGAACCCUCUCGUUCUUACUUUUCUAUAAUCUGAAGAACCUUUUUUCGCCACAAAGAACCCGAAAGGUUCUUCAGAUGUUAAAGGUUCUUUAUGGAACCAAAAGGUUCUUCAAUGGCAUCGAGGAACCUUUUGAAGCACCUCUUUGUUUAGCACACCUUUGUCUUUGUUUCCGGAGGAAUAUGAAAAUCUCUGUAUUAUAAACCGGGAUUGUUGUUUAGUUCAUGAACUGCUGUUGAAUGUCCAGAAAGGAUGGAACUGAAGUAGAACGGAGAUGAAAUAUGUGUGAGAUUUGGUGUGAUUAUGGGAUUGCUUUUAGUAGACCAGCAGACGCUGGCGUGAUGGCCGAUGUCUUGAAAGGUGAUGAAUUAGAUUUCCUUCAUUUGGCCGAAUGACAUCAUUUAUCAUCUGUCCGCACGGAUCCACCAAAAAUAACUGGCACACCCCAUUUUGACAUGUUUGUGCUCAUUAUUCCGUCUUUCAGCUGCAUGUUGUCUUUGAGCUCUUAAAUCAUUUGUGAGAGAUACGAACAGGCGGAAGGUUCGUGUGUGUUUAUCGUGGCUCGGCUGAAGAUGAACAGAUCUGGUGACAUCAGACCAUAUGGUGAUCAAAGACCUGCUGGCUUUACUGAGCCGAGCCAAGAGAAGAAAACAAUCCUCACAUUCACGGGUGUGUUAUAAAAUGCAUUUGUGACGGAACUGAAAUAGCAUUUUUUGGAGCAUGAGAACGUGUUUCCCGAGAGACCGUGAUGAGAUACUGCUGAAUCGUUUUAUAUCUGACACACAUUUAAAGUGUGUCACAGCCUGAAAGAGCAGAUCUCUCCUCUUUAUCUUUCAUAUAAACGAUAUUAUUAUGAUUACGUUUCAGGUCAUGUGAAGUGUUUGGUUGUAGGGAUGCUGAUCUGUCCGACGGUUGAUGUCAAAUAAAAUUCAUUUCUUUCUUUCGUUCAUUCAUGUCACAGAACUCUGACAGGCAAUAGACUUAACAUUGACACUGGAUUAUCAAAUAUCAGACGAAUUGUUGUUUGAUGAAACAAAACCAAGGGCUUUUAAGAGACAUGUCUUAAUGAAACUUGUUAUGAUCUUGUUGCAUGUCUGUGUUUCCAGUGAAAUAAAUCCACUGAGAGGAGAAUUAUCAGA
Molecule: messenger RNA, 6933 nt
Organism: Triplophysa rosa
Lineage: Eukaryota; Metazoa; Chordata; Actinopteri; Cypriniformes; Nemacheilidae
Gene: dtx1
Product: deltex 1, E3 ubiquitin ligase
Exons: 10
Coding region: 670-2574 (634 amino acids)
Biological process (GO): protein ubiquitination; Notch signaling pathway
Cellular component (GO): nucleoplasm
Molecular function (GO): zinc ion binding; ubiquitin protein ligase activity
Source: RefSeq, a predicted model, not a curated record